Molecule: messenger RNA, 408 nt
Organism: Neurospora crassa OR74A
Lineage: Eukaryota; Fungi; Ascomycota; Sordariomycetes; Sordariales; Sordariaceae
Exons: 1
Coding region: 1-408 (135 amino acids)
Source: RefSeq, a predicted model, not a curated record
AUGGGGAAGAUGAUUGUGGACAUAUCUCCUUUAACUCCGAGUUCCACCGGGGCUUCCACUACGACCCAGCCUAAGUCCAUCACACCGGCCAAAACCGACAUGAGCGGCCAUCUCGCACGAGACCAGCGCCAGAGUGCUCACGACGAGAUCAUGGCCAUCAUGACGAGGAAACUUGACAUCAAGACCCAUGAGAUUCGAACCAAGAAUAGUACUCCUCUUACCAUCACGGAUAGUACCCCUCCUACUCCAACUUCUGGUACUACGACUCAACCCGCAUCCGAACCGGCGGGAGAGUCUGGGCAGACGGAGUAUAGGCCAGAACUGAUGUCACUGUUGGACUGGUUCAUGAAGAAUAAGGAGGAAAUAGGGAACAAAAAUGUCCCUGGGGGAAGUAGAGGGAGUGGUUAG